This is a messenger RNA of Naegleria lovaniensis, 1704 nucleotides long. RefSeq lists its product as uncharacterized. NCBI's taxonomy places the organism in Eukaryota, Heterolobosea, Eutetramitea, Acrasida, Naegleriidae. The record is from RefSeq and is a predicted model, not a curated record. Gene Ontology annotation, molecular function: protein heterodimerization activity. The transcript has 2 exons. The coding region runs from base 1 to 1704 and encodes 567 amino acids. Gene Ontology annotation, cellular component: transcription factor TFIID complex.
AUGAUGCCACAACACUCUGCUUUAUCCUACAACGGAACGUCCUCAGCUCCAAUGAUGACGACUCAAAGAAGUCAAAACGGAAGAGGAAUGAACUCCGGAAUGAAUACAAAUAGUGGUGUUGGUGCCGGCAAUACAUCAUCAUCAUCGGUAUCAUCACAGCAUCAACAUCAUGAUCACUUUGCAAGAGAAGUCUUACAACGUGUCAUUGCAGAUGCUUGUAGAUAUCAUGGAUUUCAUGCCAUCAAGAGCAGUGCUAGUGAUUUUUUGAUUGAUCUUAUGCAAAGUUUAAUUCAAAAUAUUGCUUCUUCAAGUGUUGAAUACAGUACUCAUUGCGGAAGAACGGAAGUGAAUGUUUUUGAUGUAGAGAGGGCUCUUAAGCAUCGUAUGAACAUCGGAGUGAAUGAUUUACUUUCUUUUAUGAACGUUUUACAGGAUAAAUCGCAGGAUGAUUCUGUUGAUUUGGCUACUUUUGAAUUUGACAUUCCUGAUAUUCCAAAAGCGACAUCAUCGAGUCUCAUGUCAUGCCCACAAACACAUUUUCAUUUACUCUAUAAAAACAAAGGCAAGACGAUCAUGUUUGAUGAAGAAGAGGAAGAAGAACACGAAAGACAAAUUCAACUUAUUGAGCAACAAAAACCCAAGUUUUUACCAUCACUACCUCCAAAGCAUACAUUUAGAUUUACGCCAAUUAUGAAUAAGAGAACAAGAGACCAAUAUAAAAUUCAGCUUGAAAAAACAAGACAAAGAAGACAUAUUGAGGAGUCCCUCACUCGUUUGCACGAAGCUGAGCUUAUUCAAGUACAUGAUUAUCUCGAACAACAGCAAAAAGAACUUCAACAUGUGGAUCAUGCUAUUAUUCCUCACGACCAAACUGCACUGAUAAAAACCAAGAAGAAGACCAUCGUGCAAAAGAACGAUGUUUUAUUGCAUUUGGACAAGAAACCAGCAAGUCUUGCUGGACAAAGGAAAAAGAAGCCGGAAGACGAGCAAGCAAUGCCAAAUCAAGCAGAAGAAGAAGAAGGAGAGAUGGAAGAUAUCACACAAGACGAAACUGCUACCACUGUCGUCAAUCCAUAUUUGCAAAUUGAAAAACAAAGAGUAUCUUUGGCUGUACAGAGAAACGUGACUCAAAGCACAACAAACCCAAUCAAUGUGAGUCGACUGACAUCCAUUUUGUCAACCCCAAAAAAGAGUCACACUACCAAAAAACCAUUUAUUUCCAUGAUAACCAGAGACGACAGUGCUGAGGUACAAGCAUCAAAAUUAUUGAAAAGUGGUGCUAUUGCAAAUCAACUCGCAUCUACAUCGAAUGAUGAAGAUUUGGAUAUUAGCUCAGAAGUGAUUCCAACCAAACAAAAGAAAUCUCUUGGAGUCAUUGAGCCAGCUUCCAUCAGAGCAUCCACCAAUGACAGUUCCCUCAUGCCUCCUCCUUCCAAUCCAAUCUCUCAAUUUGCUCCUUCACAAAUGAAUCUUUCAUCAUCAACCACCAACCCAACAUCCUCUGCAGGAAAUAGUUUCCAACUCUCCUCUUCAUUUGGUACUAUAGAGCCAAUUUCCCAACCACCUAGUAGUACGUCUGUACCAUCGUCAUCUGAUAUUGGAAAUUCGAGCUCUUCAACGAACAAUGUGGCAAACAGUGGAGAUGACGACGAAUUUGAAGAAGUUGAGGCUGGUGAGCCCAAUUCAAAAAAGUUCAAAUUUUAA